CUUUCACAGAGCUCCUGUGAAUGAAUGUCAGUGCUCGCUUGGGUUUAUAUGUGAAUGCAUCUGUCUGUCCUGCACUGAGCUCCCGGUUGACAACACAUCAUCCGCGCGGAGAACCCGGGUCUUUUCUACCGGACCGGACAGCUGUGAUCAUGGAGGAUACCAACUGAAGCAAUCACGGACAGAUACGCGUUCAUACCGACUAUGGCUGUAGACGCUGCGUCCAGCUUCAGUUUCUGUAGGACUGCGCUGGAUCACACGGUCUCAGCAGAGGAACUGACGUACCAGCUGCCCCAUAAGGCCGGGGGCAACCUUUCCUGGCAUGACGUGCAUGGGCAACGGGUAACAAGACGGGCCGUCAAACUACUACAGCAACCCGGCACAGAGGAAAUACAGAUUCAUCCAGGUGAAGCCUUCACUGUAUACCACACCAGUCCAACGCUCUCCAGUUUAUGCAAACCAGUGGUGCUGUGGACCCAGCAGGAUGUGUGUAAGUGGCUGAAGAAACAUUGUCCACACAACUACCUGACCUAUGUGGAAGCCUUCUCCCACCACGCUAUCACAGGUCGUGCCCUGUUGCGGUUGAAUGGGGAGAAGCUGGAAAGGAUGGGUAUAGUCCAGGAGACACUGAGACAAGAGGUCCUGCAGCAGGUCUUACAACUACAGGUCAGAGAAGAAGUGCGCAACCUACAGCUCCUUAGCAGAGCUUCCUUCGGCAACCUUUCUUAGCUCAUCUAUCCAUUUGGCAGCUCUCUUCUCUUCCCUACGGAUACAGAAGGCCCUCUUCCAAACUGACACAGACAGAGAGAAGAGAGAAAGAGAGAGUCUGCCUGGCUGCAGAUGUGGAGAAGACUGUUUACUAUACAAAUUUACUGGACAAGACUCUUUAUGUCUUUAUAUGCAUAACUGGAGGGGUUUCAAAGUCUGCAAGGAAAAUGGAAACAAUACCAGACUCUGACACUGUAUUAUAGCGAUAAGAAUUAAAUUACACCUCAUCUCCACCCAACCUAGAGCACCAACCAGAGAUGUGUCAGGAAGUAAGUACAACUCAACUUAAUUUGGAUUAAGUCAUGGACAUCCUGGUUGUCAAAGCCUCUCAUCCGACCCGAGGUUGAUCUUGGAUUUUGAAUCGGAAGUUGACCGGAGAUCCAAGGUUUAAAUGUUUGGUCAUCUCUGACAGCUCUUCUCUUUUACCCAGCAUCACUAGAUAAACACGAUAAUAGAUCAAUCCUCUCAGUAAAUCUGGAAAUACAGACGAGUCACUUUCCUACCUCUCGUAAUAGAUUGUAUCGUUUUGUUUGCAGAAAUAGGAUAAAGAGAAUUAGACGUACGCUAGAUUGUAUCCGGAGGCUUGAAUUCCCGAAAUUAAACCAUCCCAUAUUUGUACUAAUGCUGGUUUUAUUGGGGUUUUACACUGACAAUGAGUUUAGUAGUAAUUAGUAGAGAUUUUAUCUCGGUCAGUUGUGAAUUCCCUUAAUGUUUAAGUUACAUACAAUUUGUUAAUAAAUGGACAAUAAAUCUGAAUACUGAAUGUUAAUACUAGCACACCUAAAACCCAACCAUUAAUAUUUAUUUUCUUCUCAGGAGUUAAAUGUUUGCUUCCGGUGUCAUUCCUGUUGUUUUUUAUUUAUUAAAGCACCAAGUCAUAUUUUUUUACUAUGUAAACAAUGUAGAUUUUAAAUAUGUCCAUUAAACUGAAUAUGCUUUAUACUGCAAUUUAUGGAACAUACUGUAUAGGAGCAUUUGUAAAAGUCGGAGUUGUCUCUGUUUAUGAAGCAAUAAUGUAAAGUAAUGAUCUGCAUGGCUAGACCGUGAAUAGAAAAAAAUCCACAAUUUACAAUCUUAAACAUCACAGCACCUUUAGGCCUGAAUUAUCAAUUCUGCAUAUGUUUCUAGCUGAGAACAUAGCAAAAGUAAAUGCAGUUUAUAACACAAUGCAAGUGCAUAUGCUCAUCAUUGCCACAAGGGGCGCUAUAGCUGUGAAUAUUGCUGUGAAAUCUGUCAUUCAUGUCAACUACUGUUAAAGUCACCAUGAAACUGAAGCAUAUGUCUUUUCUGUUUCCUGGUGUAAAAAAAUUAGUGUGGGACUUGAUUUCGUCCAUCAAAAACUGAUUGGAUUGUUGAAAGUUGUUUGCUGCCUUAAAUUUUUACAUUUAAUCAACUCAGAUUAACAAGUAAUUUCAACUUAGUUUUAUUUAUUUUGACUAGAAAUGAGUUGCUACAACUUAUAAAAUGAAUUUGACUUAUUUCAACUAUAUUUUAGUCAAGAUAAAUAAUAAGUUUAAAUGACUUGUAAUUUUGAGUUUAUUAAGUUUAAACAUUUAAGGCAGCAAUCAAUUUUUUCACAGUGUCUCCUAUAGCCCCACCCUCGCAUCAUUCCUUAUGACAGGAAGUAAAGAGAGUUUGUUUCGAGGAGGGAACCUUUUUGAUAAAAUUUUAUGAGUUCACAUAAUUAAAAUAAAAAAGUAUAAAUUGCACAGAUAAGUCAUUUAUAAAAAAAACACUACAUGUCAUAAAAAAAUUUAGUUUUUAAUUUCAAUUUCAUGGCGACUUUAACUUUUGUUGGGCUAAAAAGGGAUAAAUCCAACCGGUUGAGUUGUAAUUUAAUCUAUGCUGACAUGUUCCAACCACUGAUCUAUAUAAAUGACUGGAUUGCGCAUGACGUCACACUUGUGAAGCCACCGCGCCGCCAUGUUGGUAUACCCAAACGUUCUAUUAAAUCAAUGGACGUUAUCAGAUUUUAAUGAUAAAACAUCACUUUACUCGUCUUUGUUUUUAUAUGUGAACUUACCCUGUACAUUAUUACAACACAAAAGUCCAAAGUAUGUAAAUAGUUAUUUACUGAAAGUUGUACAGUUUGCGUUUUAAUCAGUUAUUAUUCAUCUUUAUUACAGUAUCAGAUCUGCAGACAGACCGCAGCAUAUUUAGUAUUAAUGACAAUAAACGUGCUCAUUCUGAAAUCUAAAUAAAUAAUCAUGCUUUGUACCGUAUGUGCAUGCAAUAAUUAGCUAGUUUUGUAAUUAUGUUAUAUAAACUUACAAGUUACCUAAACAUAUUUAGAGAAAUAACGCUGACCGUCACAGUGUAGCUGAAUGUCAAACAAAACUUUAUUUAUACCCCUGUCAUUAACAAAUGCAACAGACACACUCACCUUAACGUUUUUUUAUAAAUCCAUUAUCCUGCCCGAUUAAAACAUAAACAUAGCAAAUAACACCAGAAUUAACAAAUAAUUAACGUACACAUAUCCUAAAAAUUAACCUUGUGUAACUGAUACGCUGUAAAUUUUGAUCAUGAUUUUGAAUAAAAGUCAAUGGGGCUCUCUGCCGGUUGAGUAUACCAAGAUGGCGGCUCGAACUAUGCGCUGGCUUCACCUCACGCAGUUACGUCAAGCGUUCUAUGCGCAAUCCAGUCAUUUAUAUAGAUCAGUGGUUCCAACCCAUUGGGUCAAAUCUUACGGAGCCCCUAAGGGGACGUGGAGACAAAAUUAAAUAAAGUUUACGCAAAACUAAACUUUUUUUUUUAAUUAUGCACAUUAAGGUUUCGCAUGAGCACAUGAAACUAAACCUUAGAUUUUUUUACUCCAAUGUCACCUUAGGGGCUCGGUAAAAUCAAAACAUUUUAUAGAUUAAUUUAACCAAUAUGAUCUUACAAAGUUCUGUGGGAUAGUCACGGAAUUUUUUGCUAAUUUUUUCGUGGCAUUCUCACAGAUCUCCGCAUUUUUCCAUGGCCCUGCCACAGAAUUUCUUUUCCGUGGUAUUCUCACGGAUUGGUUACUCAACUGCUUUUUCCUAUUUUCAAACCGUUGUCGCUUCGGUAAUGGUGUUAGAUUUGGUGUUUGCGUUAUAUGUCACUUUUUUUCUGAUGUAUUCUUUUAUAUUUUCUAAACUUUAAACAAUUGUUGUUGGGUUUGGAUAGGGAUGUCAUUUUAUGUAAAUCUAACCCUAAACCAAAGUGACAAUGAUAAGAAAAUAGGAGAAAAUAGUUGAGUAACCGAUACGUAAUAAUGCCACGGAAAAGAAAGUCUGUGGCAGGGCCACGGAAAAAUGCGGAGAUCUGUGACAAUGCCACAGAAAAAUUAGCAAAGAAUUCUGUGACUAUGCCACGGAAAUUCAUGAGAUUUGGUUGAAAAUAACUCGAUUGAAAACGUAGUUCCUGUCUUUUACUGAUUUCAUCUUUAUAAGUCCCAAAUUCCAGAAAACUACAACACUCAACAACACUGUGAAGUCAUUAGCAUGUUAAUAUAGCAGACUAGUAUAUAAAGAAAAUAUAUAAUGAUGGUGUUCAGAGAUUAUCAGCCUGAUUUACUGUAAAUUAAAGGCAUUUUUAUAAAGCAGUCAAAGUCUGAGUGUCUUAUGUUAGUCCACCUGUUUUUGUAACUGUUUUUAAAGAAUUAGGCUGACAGAAAACUGGCCCUAUACCACAAACCAACUGACUUCAUCUAGCACAGGAUUAAAAGUGUAUUUUAUGGGACUGACGCAAUUUCUAAAAUUCAUGUGACAUUAUGAUAAAUGAUUUUAUGGUGCAUUUUUCCUCCUUGACAGGCAAAGGGUUUCAUUUGGUACUUGUUAUGCAAAAAGUGUGAGUGUGUGGGGGGAGGUACAGUAUUCGGCGUGUAAUUACUUUCUGCUGGAAAAUACAGAAUAUAUAAAGACACGGGUGACAGCUGUAUGUUUGUGUUUUUGGAAAAACGUAAAAAAAUAAAGUUUUCUCAUAUGCAAUUUUUCUCUUGUUCUGUUGUUGUUUUAUUUAAUUUUUUUCAUAAUAAACUGUAUUGUUUUUUAUUACCUUAGAAUGAGAUUUUUUUAUCU
Messenger RNA from Paramisgurnus dabryanus, 4805 nucleotides. RefSeq names its product sterile alpha motif domain containing 10b (gene samd10b). Gene Ontology annotation, cellular component: cytoplasmic side of plasma membrane. Lineage: Eukaryota; Metazoa; Chordata; Actinopteri; Cypriniformes; Cobitidae. The record is from RefSeq and is a predicted model, not a curated record. Gene Ontology annotation, biological process: cell surface receptor protein tyrosine kinase signaling pathway. Gene Ontology annotation, molecular function: protein binding.